Psammomys obesus (fat sand rat) is the source of this 3644-nucleotide messenger RNA. RefSeq names its product HAUS augmin like complex subunit 6 (gene Haus6). The transcript is spliced from 17 exons. Gene Ontology annotation, molecular function: microtubule binding. Bases 213 to 2996 code for a protein of 927 amino acids. The record is from RefSeq and is a predicted model, not a curated record. Lineage: Eukaryota; Metazoa; Chordata; Mammalia; Rodentia; Muridae. Gene Ontology annotation, cellular component: mitotic spindle microtubule; HAUS complex. Gene Ontology annotation, biological process: spindle assembly.
GUCUCAGUUUGCGGGUGGAGCUGCCGUCACCGGCUUGGUUUCCCGGUCGAGGUCGGCGUUUUGUGGUGGUCUGGCUCUGGGCGAGGAGGCAGCGGUCGGCCGCGGCGGAGGGGUAGCCGUCGCCCCGGACUCCCCGCAGGAGGGGUCCAGGGGUCCUCACGGUCGCUGGGCCUCCACUUUUCUCCCUCGCUGACGCCGUGUCUCCUGAGAGGAUGAGCUUGUUCCGGGACUCUGCUUUCGAGAAGCAGCAUCUCUGGAUGUACCUUCAGGCUCUCGGUUUGAAUAGGAGUUCCGGCACCACGGUCGGCGGAAAGAUGGUGCCGCACGCGCAUCUUGGAGAGAACAUGUUUGACAAACUGAACCGUGAUGCCUUUUAUAUAGUUUCCUAUUUUUUGUUUCAAACGCUGAAUGAGUCUCGUGCCAAAGAAGUUUUCAGAGAUUGCUGGCCUCCAUUUGACCAAAAACAUGAUAUGGAAUUCCGGAAACAUUGCUGUGAAUGGUUAAAAGAAAUUUCUGCUGAAUGUGGAAGUAGUUUUCCUCAAGUUGUCGGCUCACUGUUUCUUUCUCCUGGUGGUCCUAAGUUUAUACAUGUGAUGUAUCAUUUGGCAAGAUAUGUUGCAAUCAAAUAUCUUAAGACAGAAUCUAACAAUUCUCAACAUUUUGCAGAGACAUUUAAUGCAAAGCCACAAGAUAUGCACAAGUGCCUUGCCAGAAACCAUAUAGCAUGUAACAGAUUUUUAAAGGUUUUGCAAAGAGAACAUUCUGUUGCCCAAAUAUACCAGGAAAAUGGACAUCUGCUCCUUAAGCAAGUACAAAAUUUGAGAUUAGAAUGCAUGGGCCUGGAAAACCAAAUUAAAAGAAUGGAGCCCUGUGAUGACCAGAGUAAUAUACAACAGAAAAUUGAAAAGGUUCGGGCUUUGUGGACUUCAGUGAAGGGGAUGUUCAUGCAUUUGGAAAAGGAGAGAGACGUUGACAUUAGCCCAGUCUUCAGUUUUGUUAACCAGUGUGUUCUGGAUGGAAGUAAUGUUGCUGUUAAUAUUCCAAGGCUCUUACUUGACAGACUUGAGACCCAGAUGUGUCAGUUGCAGAUAGGAAAUGUUUAUGAGGCUGGAAAAUUGAAUUUCUUAACAAUUAUUCAGUUGUUAAAUGAAGUCCUGAAGGUAAUGAACUAUGAUCAUUGUAAGGCUGACCGAGAAAGACUGACAAUAGACCUUCACUACUUUGAAAAAGAAACCAAAUUUCAGAGGGAAAGAUUAUCGGAUAUGAAGCAUAUGAGGCAUAAAAUAAAAGAGAACAUCACUGCAAUAAAACAUUCUAUUGCUGAAAAGGAAGGACAAUGGCAUACGAAGUGGAAAGGAAUGCUUGGUCUGUCUCCUUUUCGUCUGUUUAAAGGCGGGGCUUCAGCUGUGGAUCUUUUGCCUCCCAUGUCUCCCCUUUCAUUUGAUCCUGUGUCAGAGGAAGUAUAUGCAAAGAGUAUACUUCUUAAGUAUCCUGCUUCACUUCCAGAUACACAUAAAGAGCAUAACCAAGAAAAUGGUAACAGAAAAGAAGCUGAGACCCUAGGAAGUGUGUGUGAUCUAGCCAACAGCCCUGCUGCUUUCCCCUUACAAUGUGCUUCAUCAUCAAAUACAAACAGUAUCAUACUACUUGAGAAGGAUCCAACUCCCAAAGAGAAAAUACCACACUUGGAAGUGGAAGACCCUCCUUUAUCAGAUACUGAAAAGAAUGCACAGAAUAGUGUGUUGAGAGCAUCUCUGCCAGUGAAAAAGAGUGAUCCGUUCCAGAAAGAACAAGAUCAUCUGGUAGAAGAGGUUGCCAGAGUGGUUCUAUCCGAUUCACCACAGAUCUCUGAAGGAAAAGAAAUAAAAUUGGAGGAACUACUGGACACUCUGAUUUCUAACCCUUUCUUAACCAGGAAACAAAUUCCCCGAACUCCAGAAAACUUGAUAACUGAAAUCAGGAGCUCUUGGAGAAAAGCUGUUGAAAGUGAAGAUAACAGAAGUUCAGAUGGGAUUCUAGUGGAUGCCCAAGCUACAGAAGUGUCAUCAGAGUCUUCAUCUAUAUUGAAGAGUCAGAGGACAUUUAACCUGGCUAUUUUUUCCCCAGAAUCUGAUUGCUCUUAUUUGCCCGAGGAGAAAGCUGUUUCUGAUCAGCUCAAAGUUGUGCCUCAGAGAUAUUUGGGGACAAGUCAGAUCAGUGAAUCCCCAACACAGCUUGAUGAGUCAGACUUGAUGAAUAAGAAAAUGAUUUGUAAGGAAGAUUUAGAAUGUACAACCCCCAGGCUUUCAGAAACCAGACAAAAGGAACCAUUCUCCCUUGAUGUGGGCAGAGGACUAGAUGAGAUGUGUACAAGUGAAAAAGACUGUGUUCGAAUAUUGGAACACUCACAAGCUUCUUGCAGUGAACCUUCCACACAUAAAACUCUGCUGUGGGACUCCUUUCAGAGGCUGAGUGGCAUUGGCAUAUUACAUGAAACUCUUCCAGAAGAAGUUGGUCACCUAAGUCUUAAUAGCUCUACUAGUUCAGAGACCACUCCUCAACUGGAACGAAAUAGUUAUGUGCACAGUGAUGCCUUUCCAGAUGAUGUGGGAAAAAGACAAGCAACCCCAGAAUUAGAUUCCAAUUUACAGGCUAUUCUCAGGAGUUAUGAGGUUCUAAAGAAAUCUCUUAACAAAAUAAGAAAAGAAUUUAACCAGUCUAAUCCCAAGACACUUGGACAAUACAAAGUAGAAUUGAGCCCUGUAGCCAAAGACAUGCCAGCAGAUGAUACACAAUCUAUUUUGGACACCGAGAAUUUGUUUAUUGACUACACAGAGCCAUCUUCCCACAUGUCCCUUGAUGAAAAAACACAGUCUGUAUCACCACUAACUAAAGUUUCUUUGAUGGAGCAAAAAUUGAGGACCAUGUUACCAUGUAGUCCUGGGGAAUUUCUGCCUAAUUUAAAAGAAGAAGAAAUCUCAAGUAAGAGCCUUGAAACAAGAGAUUCUCUGAUUUGAGAAGAUGAAGCAUUUUCCAGUUAAUUUAGCUGUGAUGCACUUAUACUGAAGCCUUGUUGCGCCACUGCAGCUGAUUUGUACACACACAUUGGAAGUCUUAAAUUGUUUCCAAGGUCAAAGAAGUUCUGAAUGUACUUUGGCCUCAAUGUUUAGGUGUUUAGGUCUGUUUUGGUAAAUAUGAGGUUGAAAUGUGAACUUUUAUGAACAGCAAAUGUCAAAUUUUGGGAAUUCUUAGAAUAAUCUUGUAACAUAAGUAAAUGGCAAAUAUUAUAGUUUUGUUAACAUAAGGCUGAGCUUGUAAUCUAAUAGCCUCAUCUUUCACUUUAGAGAAAUCAUCUUAUUGGAUCUUUAUGUAAUAUUCUGGUACUAACACAAAUGAGCAGAGUAUAGUGCCUUUGGAUAUAUAUUCAAAGCAACACAUUUUAAAGUUUCUAAAACUGUAAGCAGGUUUAAUGAUUCCAAGUAUAUUGAUCCUGCAGAAUGAUUCUGAUGGAAUAAAAUUCAUGUGAUACGUGCAGGCAAGGUGCAGUGAAUUGAAAAAAAGGGGGGUGGGGGAAGGUAGAUGACCACACUGUAUUACUUAGUCUAGAGUGAGGAUUUAAUUUGUUUAUAUUUAACAAGCAUGUAAAUGAAAAAUUCACAAAUCUG